Messenger RNA from Ramularia collo-cygni, 3162 nucleotides. RefSeq names its product related to bifunctional P-450:NADPH-P450 reductase. The record is from RefSeq and is a predicted model, not a curated record. Gene Ontology annotation, molecular function: heme binding; FMN binding; flavin adenine dinucleotide binding. Gene Ontology annotation, cellular component: cytosol. The coding region runs from base 1 to 3162 and encodes 1053 amino acids. The transcript has 5 exons. Lineage: Eukaryota; Fungi; Ascomycota; Dothideomycetes; Mycosphaerellales; Mycosphaerellaceae.
AUGGCCACCCCUGACACCACCAUUCGCAUCCCGGAGCCCAGAGGUCUCCCUUUGCUGGGAAAUGUCACCGAGUUCAAAUCCACAGACUCCCUACAAGAUCUUAAUCGCCUUCACGACACCUAUGGCGAGAUAUUCCGAUUGAAACUGCCCGGAGGCAAGACCUUUUCAGAGGUCGGCGAGGCUCGCAUUGCCACUCAUGACGGCCUCUUCACGGCCGAGAACGAGGAAGAGAAUUGGGGCAUUGCCCACCGCAUCUUGAUGCCUGCGUUUGGUCCCGUCGCGGUCAGGGGCAUGUUCGAUGAAAUGUACGACAUCACCACACAAAUGACCUUGAAGUGGGCACGACACAGUUCAUCGCAGCGUAUCGCCGUAUCCGAGGACUUUACCCGCCUAGCAUUGGAUACGAUAGCACUCUCUUCGAUGGAUUAUCGCUUCAACUCGUACUACAAGGAAGGAGUCCACCCCUUUGUCCAAAGCAUGGCAGACGCGCUCACCGAGAUUGGAAAACGAUAUCAACGCCCCGAUUGGGCCAAGAAGUUCUUUCUAGGCUCCGAGCAUAAACUCUCCGAGGAUAUCAAGGCAAUGCGAAAGACGGCCGCCGAGAUCAUCAAAGCUCGACGGGCAAACCCCGAGAGCAACAGGAAGCAGGAUCUAUUGGCCGCUAUGAUGGACGGUGUAGACCCCAAGACUGGAAAGAAGUUGACCGAUGACUGCAUUACUGACAACCUCAUCACAUUCCUCGUCGCGGGACAUGAGACAACUUCCGGCACGUUGUCCUUUGCCAUGUACUCGCUACUCAAAAAUCCCGCCGCAUAUCAGAGGGCACAAAAGGAGGUCGACGAGGUAAUAGGACGAGGAGGACCCGUCACUGUCGAGAAGAUCUACAGUUUAAAGUACAUCCCUGCUGUACUCCGUGAGACUCUACGCCAGUGUGCCCCCAUCCCCGCCUUCAACCUCGAGCCACUAGAGGACACCACUCUAGCUAAAGGAAAGUAUCCCGUCAAGAAAGGAGAGGCGAUAGUCGCAUACUUGACCAAAGCUCACCGAGACCCCGCCGUCUUCGGCGAAGAUGCGGAUGAAUUCAAACCCGAGCGUAUGAUGGAUGACAACUUCAAUCGACUUCAAAAGGAAUUUCCCAACUGCUGGAAGCCUUUCGGUAACGGUAUGCGAGGCUGUAUCGGCCGACCAUUCGCAUGGCAGGAGAUGCUUCUGGCCUUGACCAUUCUGCUCCAGAACCUCGACUUCUACAUGGACGACCCGAGCUAUAGUCUGAAGAUUGUGGAGACGCUGACCAUCAAGCCCAAGGAUUUCUACGUGCGUGCUUCUCUGCGGCAUGGCAUGACUGCGGUAGAUUUGGAGCGUCAGCUACGUGGAGGUACAAGUCAAGGAGAGAAUUUGCUUGAGAAGCAAAGUCGUUCGUCCACUCCUAAUAUUCCAGGAUCUACCGAACGGCCGAUGAGCAUUUUCUACGGCUCAAAUAGUGGAACCUGCAAAGCUCUUGCUCUCCGACUCGCGACGGACGCCAAAUCUCAUGGGUUCAAAGUGGCAAAAGUGGAUGUGCUUGAUGCUGCCAGAGACAAUCUACCUAUCAACCAGCCUGUGGUCAUCCUCACAUCCUCCUACGAAGGUCACCCUCCAGACAACGCCGCACAUUUUGUUACCUGGCUUAAAAAUCUGGCUGGGCAAGAAGCUCAAAACGUUUCAUACGCAGUAUUCGGAGUCGGAAAUCGGGAAUGGAGCCAGACUUUCCACAGUAUUCCUAAGUUGGUCGAUAAAACCUUGGAGGAGCGUGGUGGUGCAGAGCGAGUUGCAGGGACCGGAUUCACAGACGUCUCUGACAGUGAUCCAUUCAGUGACUUUGAGAACUGGGAGGAUGAGAUACUUUGGCCUGCUUUGGAGCAAAGAUACGCCCGCUCUAAACCAGAUGACGAGCUUACUGACACCCGCUUAUCCGUACAAGUCACGAUGCCUCGUAGUACAACACUCCGCCAGGAGACCCGGGAGGCAAUCGUCACCGCAACCAGAACUCUGACGGCUCCAGGCACAACACCUGUGAAGAAACACAUUGAAAUCAGACUCGCAACAGGGACAGUCUACCGCGCAGGCGACUAUCUCGCCGUCCUACCUCUGAACCCACGACAUACCGUUGAAAGGGUAUUCCGCCGUUUCGGGCUCGCAUGGGAUGCGGCACUCAUCAUCAAGGGCGACAAACUUUUGCCACUACCUCUCGAUCAGCCGACAUCUGCAUGGGACAUCUUCACUUCCUAUGUCGAACUCGGACAGCCAGCAACCAAGAGGAAUAUCCUGGCUCUCGCGCAGUGCACCMAAGACUUGGAUGAACAGAAAAAGCUCAAAGACCUUUCAGGGAAAAGAUUCAGAGACGAGAUUAUGAAGAAACGGAUCUCCAUCCUUGAUCUCUUGGAAGAGUUCCCAUUAAUAGAGCUCCCCAUAGCCCAAUUCCUCGCCUUCCUCCCCCCAAUGCGUAUUCGUCAAUACUCCAUCUCCUCCUCCCCUCUAAAAGACCCCAACCUAGCAACCCUCUCCUACUCCCUCCUCGACGAACCCUCACUAGCAGGACACGGCGGCCGUCACGUCGGCGUAGCAACCAACUACCUCUCCAGCCUCAACCCCUCGGACCGUCUACAAGUCGCCGUCCGCCCUUCAAACCUCGCCUUCCAUCUCCCCCCCGUACCAGAAUCCACACCAAUAAUCUGCAUCGCCGCCGGAGCCGGAAUCGCCCCUUUCAGAGGUUUCAUCCAGGAACGCGCAGUACAAAUCGCAGCUGGAAGAAUUCUCGCCCCUGCUAUCCUUUUCUAUGGCUGUCGUGGUCGAGCCGAUGAUCUCUAUCGCGAAGAACUCGAUGGCUGGGAAGUUGAAGGCGCUGUCCAGGUCAAGAGGGCUUUUUCGCGGGAUAUUACCUCUGCGGAUAAAGAAACGAUGGGAUGUAAAUAUGUUCAGCAUCGUAUGAUGCUUGAGAAGGAGUUUUUAUAUGAGCUUUGGAGUCAAGGUGCUAAACUUUUUGUCUGUGGGAGUCGGGAAUUCGGGGCUGCGGUUGAGAGGACUUGUGUGGAACUUAUUGAACAGUGGAAGGAACCUGGGGAGGAUGCGAGGGAGUUGUUGGAGGGGUUUCGGAAUGAGAGGUUUGUGAUGGAUGUUUUUUGA